AUGGCGGUGGACACGCUGAAGGCGGAGUCUUCAGCCGACUCACAACGUCCAGAUCCUCAUAAAUUUACCAAGCUAUCCGAAAUCCUCUCGUGUCUAUCUUCGCUGCAGUCAGAGGAGGCCGAACUCUCCUCUUCGCUCGCAGAGCUACUUGCAUCUCAGGAGCCGGUCAUAAAUUCCCUCGCACGCCUCCAGUCACUCGGUCCAACAUUGAAUGAGCUGCAUGCAGAAGCCUCUGUAUUCGACCAGACUGUUUCGCGCACAGCAAAGACCGCCGAUGAGGUCGGUGGUUUCGUGCGGACCUUGGACGAGGAGAUGCGGAGGGUACGAGAAGCUGCUGAGCGCGUCGGGCAGGUUAUGGAGCUGAAGAAUUCCCUGGGCGCACUCCGGUCAGCGAUGGAAGCGAAGGACUGGGAGUCUGCGACCCGACAUUGCUCGCGCGCGAUGUCUCUCCCCACCGAGGUCAUCUCGGGCAUGUUUGCAGAGACAGCCGUCCCCACGCCAGAAAGCCAUCUGCCUCCGGCGCAGACAUUGCACGCCGCGCGCGAGGAGCUGCUGGCGAUCUUCCGCCGCGAAUUCGACAAGGCGAGCGAGUCGCGCGACGCGGCUGCGACGAGCCGGUUCUUCAAGCUCUUCCCUGCGAUUGGGUGGGAGUUGGAGGGGCUGCUGGCAUAUGCUGCCUUUGUCGUCGAUUUAGUACGCGUUCGGGCGCCUGCGUCGGCGAAGACAUCGUCCCCGUUAUUUUACAUCACUGCGCUGACGGCAUUGUUUGAGAGCAUCGCCAUGAUCGUGGACCAACACCAGCCGAUUGUCGAAAAGUACUACGGUCCAGGUAAGAUGACGCCAGUCAUCGAACGUCUCCUACAGGAGUCGGACCGUGUGGUCAAGGACAUGAUUGAGGGUUGGGUGGAGGAGCGCUCGAUGCAACGGAAGCUCUCAGAUACAAACAGCUCGUCGUCACGAAAGCAGCAGUUGCAGUACGAUAUUGAUGAGGAGGUCGACCCGCGGGAGAUCGACAAGGUCCUCAGUGAGGCAGCGGGGAUGAGCGGGCGCUGGAGCCUUUUCCGGAAAUUCAUGUAUGAUCGCCUCAAGGAUGACUAUUCCGAUGCAGAAGAUGAUGGUGAGGAGACUCCUACGGAGAGACCAUCCUCCGAGGGCGAAGAGAAACCGCUCCCAGAAGGCCUCCGUGCCAUCGAGUCGUCCGCCUCGAAGCAGUACUUUGAAGACAUGCUCACGACGUACUACAUCCCCCUCGAAUCGUGGUACGCCCGCAGCGCCCUCGACAAGGCGCAUCGCCUCUCCUCCGCGGACCUCCUCGCCUCGCCAGCCGUGACGACUACGCCGGAUGACGUGUUCUACAUCCUCAAGGCGAUUCUGCACAGGCUGCUCUCGUGCGGUUCGCUGGCUGCCGUGCAGCGCACGUCCGAGCUUUUGAGGGACAUUGUGGAUAAGGAGUAUACGGGAGUGAUCAAGCGGAAGCUGGACGACGUGUAUAGGACAGCGGGGCCUGCUGGGACAAGAGGGGAGAAGGCUGAAAGGGAGAACAGGCUGGCUUUCAUCGUAUUGCUGAACGACCUGGACGUCUCUUCAGGGCACAUGGAGCGCUUGGUCAAAGAGCUAUCUGGCUACUCAGUCAUCACGCAGUUCUACCUGGAUAGUGAGGCCGAGGGAGUCAAAGCCAGCGUAAACUCAUUCAACGGCCUCGUCGCAAAAUUCCGAUCCGCGCUCAGGGCCGGCAUCGAGCAACUCUUCAAUCAACUCAUGCGCCCGCGACUUCGCACAUUCAUUUCGGACGUGUACAAGGACGUCUCGUACGUGCUCGACGAGGACGCAUAUGCGCAGGCGGGCUACAGCGACAUCGUGCGGAAGCGUUUCGUGAAGUCGUGGGAGACGCUGGUGGACGGAUACAAGGACACCUUCACCGACAACAACUAUCGCCUGCUGUUCGGCCUGGCCCUCGACGUGCUCGUUCGGCCGUGGGAGCGUUUCGUUUGUACGCUCAGAUACAGCGAGCUCGGCGCGAUUCGAUUCGAUCAAGACCUCCGCGCGAUCACGUCGUAUCUCUCCUCACAAACCGCCUUCGGCGACGUCCGCGAGAAGUUCGUGCGCCUCCAGCAGAUCUCGCAAUUGCUCAACCUCGACUCGGAGGAAGAUGCGGAUGAAUUCUAUAACGGCUCCGGGAUUGCGUGGCAGCUGGGCGAACAGGAGGCCCGCAAUAUCGUCGCACUCAGAGUUUGA
Fomitopsis serialis is the source of this 2235-nucleotide messenger RNA. RefSeq names its product COG4-domain-containing protein. The record is from RefSeq and is a predicted model, not a curated record. The coding region runs from base 1 to 2235 and encodes 744 amino acids. NCBI's taxonomy places the organism in Eukaryota, Fungi, Basidiomycota, Agaricomycetes, Polyporales, Fomitopsidaceae. The transcript has 10 exons.